AUGCGCGGUAGGGGGUACCGGCUAGGAUGCGUCCUAGCGGUUCAAGGGAUCAGCACUCCCGUGUCAGUUGCUAGGAAGCUGAUGGAGCACGGGCAGCACACCGUGCUGGCAGGAGAAGGAGCGAAAACGUUUGCGCUCGAGAACGGGUUCAAGGAAGAAAAUAUCCUGACCGACGAGAGCCGUAGAGAGUUUGAACUAUGGAAACGUGAGCAGAACUUCACCGUCGACAAGGAGGCAUCGCAUGACACGAUUGGAAUCAUAUGUCGAGAUGAGACAGGCGAGCUUGUCGUAGCAACUUCGACUAGCGGAUGGAAGUUCAAGCUACCUGGCCGAGUGGGAGACUCGCCCUUGGUUGGCUCUGGUUUCUACGUGGAUCAGGCGUGCGGUGCGGCUGUGGCAACAGGGGACGGCGAAGAGAUCAUGCGAGGCUGUCUGAGCUUCCUGGUGGUGGAGAGGAUGAGAAUGGGCGAUUCUCCUACUAGGGCGUGCGAGCAUGCGAUAGCUCGGCUCAGGUCAAAGAAAGAAUUUCUCUCCGGAGCUUCGUUCCAGGGUGAAAACAGACAGCACAAGAAGCUGACCGUCGGGAUUGUUGCAAUGAACACCAACGGCGAUGUCGGGGCGUCUUCGACUUUGGGCCCUGCCAAUAUCCACAGGGGCAAACCAGCAUUUCCUUGCAUCGUCUGGAAGCAGGUGGGAGCAAGAGUUGGCGGAGAAUCGAUGACAUUUAUUUGCAGGGGCGAGGCUUAG
This is a messenger RNA of Guillardia theta CCMP2712, 747 nucleotides long. RefSeq lists its product as hypothetical. Gene Ontology annotation, molecular function: N4-(beta-N-acetylglucosaminyl)-L-asparaginase activity. The record is from RefSeq and is a predicted model, not a curated record. The transcript has 11 exons. Lineage: Eukaryota; Cryptophyceae; Pyrenomonadales; Geminigeraceae. Gene Ontology annotation, biological process: protein deglycosylation. The coding region runs from base 1 to 747 and encodes 248 amino acids.